AUGGCCGACGCGCAGAGCAAAGCAGAGAAGCUCGCGGCGGCGCGCAAGAAGGCCGAGGAGCUCAAGAAGAAGAAGGCCGCCGGCGCAAAGGCCAAGAAAGACAAGGCCCCUGCAGAUAAGAAGGAAGACGAGCCCACAGCCGCAGCCGAGGCGGCAGAAGAGAAACCCAAGGAGGAGGCGCAAGAGGACGACGCGGCCGCCGAACCGUCCACCCCAGCAGAAGCAGAGCCCACCACAACUGCCAGCCCCUUCGCGCCGACCGAUACCGAAUCUCCCACGCGACCAGGUGGCGCGACGUCUGAGUCCACAGCAGAGCUCGAGGCCAAACUCCUGGAGCUGGAGAAGGAGCUGGACGCUGUCAAGGGGGCAAGGGAUGAGGCCCAGCUGACGGCAGAUGCGCUGGAGAAGAAGGUCGUCUCUCUCGAGCUGCUGCACAAGGAGGACGAGUCACAGAUCAACCGCCUACAAAAAGACCUGGCCGAGGCCAAGAACGAGGCCGUCGACCUCAAGAACAAGCUACAGAAGUCCGAGGCCGAGGCCCUACGGCUGAGCAAGCAGGAGAACCAGGACAGGGGCGGCACCGACAACGACAACCUGGACGAGCUGGAGGACGAGGAGCGCAAGAAGCUCGAGGCGCGGAUACGGCAGCUGGAGGCGGAGAACACGGACCUCCAGAGGGGCAUCUGGCAGGAGAGGCGGCGCGAGAUGCAGCCACCCAUGGACGACGGCACGGGCCAGUUCACCAACGUUCCGCUGUCGCCGUCCACCGCGCGCAAGCAGGGCGGGUUCGGGGACUUCUUUGCCACCGGGCUCAACGCGCUCACCGGCGGCGGGGGCCACGAGCACCAGGAUGAGGAUGGGUUCCUGGACGACGACGAGGAUUUCGACGAGGACGCGUUCCGCAAGGCACAGGAGGAGACUGCCAAGGCCAGGAUCGAGAGGAUCAAGGAGAUCAAGAGAGGCUUGAAGAACUGGGAGGGUUGGAGGCUGGACCUUGUGGAGGGCAGGAGAGGCGGCGGCGAGGGGCUGGGGGAGAUAUUCGAGAUUUAA
Molecule: messenger RNA, 1050 nt
Organism: Diaporthe citri
Lineage: Eukaryota; Fungi; Ascomycota; Sordariomycetes; Diaporthales; Diaporthaceae
Exons: 1
Coding region: 1-1050 (349 amino acids)
Source: RefSeq, a predicted model, not a curated record